AUGUCAUAUUCACCAUUAGAAUACAAGGAUUAUGUAAAAUAUCUGGGCAUACUCAUUGACAAGAAUCUUAACUGGAAAACUCAUGUUGAUCUCAUUGCUCUAAAAGUUAGUAAAUCCAUUGCCAUUUCAGACCUCUAUGAACUAAGAAGUUUCCUUGACAUAUGCUGCGAAAGGACAGUAUUCGACAGCCAGUCCGGUUCAUCGAGGUUCAUCAAAAUGAACAAUUCCUCCAUAUCAACUCAGGGAAAUGGAGAAGAACCAAACAUGCAGCUAUUAGAAUUAAUGGCGUGGAGUUCUGCUUAUGGAUUUGUCGAUGUUAUCAUUCUUGUCGGCAAUGUCCUCACCCUCACCGUUUUCUCUACAAACAAGAAGCUUCUUCGCAUGCGUGCAAAUUACUUCCUGAUAAAUUUGGCACUGGCGGAUAUGAUGGUUGGUACAUCGGCUAUUCCAAUGUACCUUUACCACCUAACUGCGGCAUGGAAAAAGGGUGACAGUAUCUGGAAACAAAAUAGUUACAAGAUUUAUAUGGUGGUCGAUGUUUUUGUUGGUUGUGCUUCAAUAUUUACUCUAACAGUUAUUGCUCUAGAGCGAGCUUUUUCAGUUUGUUUGCCUCAUAUUCAUCGUCGCGUCAGAAACAAGAGCUAUUUUGGACUUCUUGGCUUCAUAUGGUUGUUGUCUAUUCUGGUCUCCUGUUUGCGAUUCCUUUAUGAGGAAAAGCUACUCUCAAUACAGUUUUUCUUCUACUUUAUGCUGGUGUCCUUUGCUGUAGCCCUCACGAUAAUUUGCGUCUCGUAUGUGGUAAUAUGGUUCAAAAUGAAAUUUCGUUUUGCCAGAAGAGACAGCGUACAUAAGCGGUCUGGUGAACAUGACAAACGACUCGCUGUAAUGCUUUCCACAGUAACUGUUGUAUUUGUUCUAACCUGGAUGCCAUUUCAGGUCAUAAACAUUGUAACAUUUUUCUGCAAGUCUUGCCAAAAAAUGCCCAUCGAGAUCGUAUAUUUGGCAAAGUUUUUACACUAUGGUAAUUCGUGCGUUAACCCCAUUAUUUACUCAUUCUUGGUACCCGAGUUUAGAAAGACAGUUAUCAAAAUUUUGAGCAAAAUAAGAGCUUAAUUUACAUGAAAAUUGAUAUGAAUAAUACAUAAAACUUACUGAACGCGAAGCGAUUGUUCAAUUUCGACAAUAAAUUUCCAGUUCCUGUCUGCUAAAAAGAAAAGAAAAAAAAAAA
Messenger RNA from Stylophora pistillata, 1228 nucleotides. RefSeq names its product adenosine receptor A1-like. The record is from RefSeq and is a predicted model, not a curated record. Gene Ontology annotation, molecular function: G protein-coupled receptor activity. NCBI's taxonomy places the organism in Eukaryota, Metazoa, Cnidaria, Anthozoa, Scleractinia, Pocilloporidae. Gene Ontology annotation, cellular component: plasma membrane. Gene Ontology annotation, biological process: G protein-coupled receptor signaling pathway.